UCUGAAUCAUUAUGCCCUCAACUGUGCAGCUUCACAAAGAGAAGAAAAAACACCAUCCGGGCCGCUUCUGCUUCAUGUGUGACCAUUGAUCUCAACCAAUCAGCGGCGGGGUCCAGAGGAGGGAGAGUUCAGACUUCGUGGAGAUGAAGCUGAGGGAAGACACGACGGAACGGACGGUAAUGUCCAGAUGACAGAGUCCAAAUGUGCUGACGUAGCAGCAGUUCAGUGACGGCUCAACAACAAAACCCAACUUCAUCCCACAGCCGCCCACUCAUCCUCCGUCCAGCCAUGUUGUUGAGGAAGAAGCUGUGUGUUGCCUUGGUGAUCACUGCCAUCCUUUUCCUCAUGCUCGCCAGUCAUGGCAUUCAAAAGAGACACUUUCCUUCUCUGCCUCUAAUCAGCUGGACCACGCCCACCGACAGGCAGACAGUAGUUGAACACAAAGCGCCUCAUGCUGAUCCGACCCCUGACCCUCCAAGGAAUCCCCCUCCUCCUGUCAUCACCCAACCUAAGCCCAAGGAGAAGCCAGUACAAAUCUCCCAGAGUAACUUAAAGUUGUGUGGUUGUACUGAGUCCUGUAUUUCAGACCUGGGGGAGUCGGACUGGUUCAGCCGACACUACGACGCCAAGCAGCAGCCUGUCCUCCGAGACACCGACAACAACCUCGACUCGCAGGCGCUCGCAUGGUGGCUGAGUCUCCAGAGGUCUGGCAAUGAUCAGACAUUAGAGAAGGUGAUGUCAGAGAUGUUUAAGGUCAUUUCUUCGCCCACUGUGGACUUCAGGCCCGUCCCCUCCAGUUGCCGUCGUUGCGCGGUGGUCGGCAACUCCGGCAACCUGCGGGAUUCUAGAAAUGGGAACCUGAUUGACUCGCACAACUCCGUCAUCCGGAUGAACAAGGCGAUGACUCGAGGAUUUGAGAAAGACGUUGGGAAUCGGACCACGCAUCACUUCCUGUACCCGGAGAGCGCGGUGGACGUGGCGCACGGCGUCAGCCUCGUCCUGCUGCCGUUCAAACUCCGAGACAUGGAGUGGCUGACCAGCGCACUGUCCACCGGUGAAGUCAAAAUGACCUACAUGAGGGUUAAAGAACGAGUGGAGGCUGAUAAAGACAAGGUUCUGGUGGUGAACCCGGCGUUCUUCAAGUACGCUCAUGAACGUUGGACUGAGGGUCACGGUCGCUACCCGUCCACCGGCAUGCUGGCCAUCAUCUUCGCUCUGCACACUUGCGACCAGCUGUCCGUGUUUGGUUACGGUGCCGACAAACAGGGGAACUGGCAUCACUACUGGGAGGACAACCGCUACGCUGGAGCCUUCAGGAAGACCGGCGUCCACAGCGCUGAUUUUGAAAUGGAGAUCAUCCACCAGCUCGCCAAAGAGGGCAAAAUCAGUCUGCACCUGUGACCCAACCACGGACACCAAGACCCUCUAUCCACAGUCUGACGGGCUGACAUGAAUAUAGACUUAACGCUGGCUGAAUGAUAGACAACCCACAAAAAGCUGGAGAUCGUCUUGAUCGAUCUUAUCAGUACAAACCCAAAGAUUUUCAGUUUAAUAUUAAAUAUAAAACAGAAAGAAACUUUUAAAAAGUGCUAAAAAUGACCUAAUGUUUUGGCAUUAAAGAUAACUUUGAGGAUUAAUUGAUAAUCUAACAAGAUUGCUAUUAUUUUUCUCUCAAUGUACCUAUGGUUGCAGCUCUAGUGCUGUCUUACCCACAGACAGACCUGCUGACUGAAGGAUCAAUCUGCUCGCUGCCCAGCAGAUCAUUUUCCGCUUUAUUGACAAAGAACCAGCUGCAUCUCGUCUGUUAUCCAGUCUGGUUGAUGGCAGCUGAGUGUUUGCAUACCCAGCUGUCCUCAAACCUGACUCAACUCUGGACCCUAUGUGCCUGCCAGAUUUGGCUUGUCUGUUGGGAAUGGGACAGGAAUCAGACCUUUACUUCUUGCACAUCAAUCACCACGUCUGCCUUGAGUCAGAAAGCCAUUAAUGCGGGAUUGAAGCCGCUGAUGGGUGUUGAUAUUUUUGCUUAUCUGGAUUACCUUUGGACGGAGCCUUUCGGGGUGGAGGAGAUAAACCUGACACUUUCACUUGUAGGAUGGGGCCUUGAUUUCCUCCCUCUGCCUAAUCGCUGGUUUAAUUGAAACCCAGCUUAACAUGAACAUAAAUAUUGAUUUUCGGGACCCUCCACUGCUUAAACAGACCCUUUUUUUUAUGUCUGAGACUGCGAGGAUACACCACACAAAUUAUGCUUUAAGCGGGGAAACAACCACAGACUUUUUGUAUAUUUUUAUUUGAUUUUAUAGAUAUUAUACAGGGAUAACCUCUUUUUUAUUAAAGCACUUUUCGAUUUUGUAUCAUUUAUAAUCCACCCAUUUAUUCUAAAUGAAGCAAACCGUCCUGAUCUGCAGGAUGUUUCUGUCCGGACAGACUUGAACCGGGAAUAGAAGUCUUUUAUGUUGUUUUGUAAAGUCUACAUUUUUGGAACGUAAGCCAAUGAUGCUUCCUGUCUCGGCCAUAUAUGGAACUGGAGACAUUGCGUGGGAGGAGCCUGUGUGAGGUUCUCGGCCUGUGUUUGUACUUCCUCAUGAUGAUUCAACAGCCUGUAGUUUUCAGCGGCUUUCACUCACAAAACAGAAGUUGAAGGGACUACUUUUUUAGGUCCACUAGCUGAAAAAGUUCAUGAAAAGCGUUAAUGUUAAACUCUGCAGCUUUACAUCAUUUCCUUUGUUGUGGUCGACUGUUUAACUUUGUGAUGUAACACUUAAAAAAGGAGGAAACGGCGCAAAACUUUAAACUAAAGAUUUAUUAAACAAAACCUAACAAAGUCAAACAAUCAGUAACAGCACCAGUGUAGGGGCGGUGCAUGGACGAGAGGGAGAAGUAGUGCAAUGUAAGUAAGUCCAACCAAAAAUCACCAACCAUAUGAAUGAAGAAAAACAGACCAGUUCAGCAGGAAGCAGCUGGACCUUCUGUUUAAAGGUAGACGACAGCAGAGAGCGGUCACACCUGUGCUGUGAAUGUACAAAAAACGGUUGCUGAAAUGCAAUCACAGUCGUAUGAAUGUUUGUGGCUUCUUUUACAAUAAAAAAAGAAACGUUCUCACACUCGGAAAGUUCAAGUCUGAAUCUGACUCAGUUUCAGAUGCAGUUUCUUUUAGCUGUGUUUUUGCUCUUCAUGAUGGGGAACAUUCAGUUUCUGGUGUACAUUCUAAGCUUAAAAUGCAAAAUAUUUAAGGAAUUUGCACCCAGCAGUCAUGCAUAUAAAGAAAGUAUAAUUUGGACAGAAAACACACCAGACUGUUACUAAUAUAUUCAUAAAUGUGUCAGUCUUCCACGUUAUCGUUUAGCUUUUACGUGUUGGUAUCAAUGGUCACUUUUUAAAUUAGUGUUUUCACCUUGUUUUCGCUCGCACAAAAGUUAUUAACAGAUAUUUUGUCAUAUAUUUGUUUUUUUAAUUGACAGAUGUUGACUUGCACAUUAUUUAAGAGAGAUUGCUUGACUACACAACCACUCUCAGGCCGACCAUGUAAUGGAUUGGGAUGAAGUUUUUCUGGCGCUCCGUAUCCAGAUUCAGACCAACUUGCCAGUGUGAAAUCGUUUCAGUAGGAAAGCUCAGUCUGCUUCAAACUGACUUGUUGAUGCAACGUCUAAAGGCCAGGAUAUGUGGUGUGAAAAUCCUGCCAUCAUAUAUUCCUCCUGGCAGCAUCUCACUGCGUCCUUGAAUGCCGUCCAAAAUAUCUGUGUCUGUGUAAGAUGCAGCUGUUGCAGAGGGAGUUUUUAGACGAUCCAACAAGCUCUUGGUUUGAAGCAGACGGAGGCCUCUAUAUGACCAUGAAUGCUGAAUUAUUAUCUGGAGGCUAUUGCUCUGACGUUCACUUUGGCUGCAGUUAAAUGGUCUAUUAAAACCCAUCUGCUGAGUCAUCUCAAGCUGUGUUUUAAUCUGAAACAUCUGCUGCUUGUUUUAAUAGUUUUUUGCAGAGAUUUAACGCUUUGAUGGUUCCCCAAGUAAAAAAGACUGUCUGCUGGUUAACUGGGAAAUUAUCCACUUUAUGUAGGACAUUCAGCCGCUAAAUGACAGAGCAACAGCCCUCCAGUGUCCUGAGCUGGACUUCACAUCCGGAUGGAAGGUUUUUGAAUCCAAAGUUGUGCUUAUUAUUAGUCUUCCUGCAGUCUGGGAAUUUAGAUUUUUCCACCAGGAAUGCAGGAACGUGCGGAUUAAAUCAAAUAAACCAAUCAUGAUGUAUGAUGUAUGAUGUAUGUUCACUUAUCAUAGCUUUAAUCAGCGCUUCAUGUUUAAACUGUGACUGUUUGACAAAAGGACAUUUCAGUUUCAUUUAACAAACAACCUACUGAUCAUUGAUUCAUUCGUGGUUGCAGGCAGAAGCACUGUGAUAUUUCAAAACUACGUAAACCCACCGCUGUUACUUUGAAUUAAAGGAAACAAAAGAAAGAGUUUUUUGUUCUUCCAAAGGCUCUGGAGGUACAUGUUGGCACACUCAAACACAGAUGGAGACGUCUAUAAAGUCCUAGUGGCAGUUUGUUUCUGCCGCCAUGAUAAAAAUGAACAUUUGCUCAGUUUCCAGUACAAGAUGUUGAGUCCUGUCAUUAUGACUUUUUUCAUUGUUUUCACUAGAGACCAAAUAAUUGUAUUUUAGCAGAACACUCCUGAUUCUCAUCAUAUGUCAUCAUAUACUGCCCUUGCACUUGUCAGACAUAUUAAGCUCUGCCCCACAAAGGUGGCAAAGCCUGAGAUGGGACAGAAGAGCUUUACAGGAUCAAUAACCGUGGAGGGGUGCAGUGAUACAUUUUUGUAAGCCCACCAAGAAGUUAGCAUCGCAAGAGCUCCUGCGGCAAAAAGCCAACUGGAUUUAUCCAACCGACAUCUUUAAGACACAUUUAAGCUUCAGACAUUCAAGAGCGGGGUGAUUUAUUUUAGGUUGUAGAAAUAAAUGUGAAAAACUCUUUAGCUUGUGCUAACCAUAUGCCUUACUUCAGGCAUCUAAGCAAAAAGCCAUUGAAUUUUUUACGAGGGAACUGGAACUGUUUGUAGGAUUUAUGCCUGCACCACUCCAUGAAUAUAUUAAAUAAGUAAUAAGUAAAUAACAGAAAGAAGUCGUUCAGUUGCACUUCAAAUUAAAAGUCCAGUGGAUUCAUUUAUUUUGAAGUGUAGUACCUAUGUGCUUAAUAAAAUAUUAUUUUAUAACAAAAAUAAAUAAAUAAUAGCACGGUCAUCAUUACACUUAAAUCGUUGCUGACCUGUUUGUGCGAGGCAGUCUCCAUGGCGACAUUAUCACAUGACCCGAGCUACAUACAGAUUCUUCACAGAAAAGGUCAACUGUAAUGUCUCCAUGGCAACAAAAGCUGCUGGUUGCUGUGACAACAUGAACGGUGCCUGGACCAUUGAUCAUCACAGGAAGCAGUCCAGUAAAGGAAGAAGCAGAGAGACAGUAUCCCGGGGUUCCAUGUUCUGGUUCUCCAGGCAGACUGGAUCUGUACGGGUCCAGGUUCUGGUGCGUUUGGUCCAUGUCAGUCUGAGAGCAGCUGGACGAAUGAGGACGGGAACAAACCCCUCUGGUCCGGUUCAUCCUCUAUGUAACCAUGCUGCACACACAUUCACACAUGUUGAUUUAAAUUUUAACAUAAACUCCAUACAACAAUGUUCAUUUUGACACCAAAUUUUGAUUUGGUUUUACUCCUUGGAUAGAAAUAUAUAUUAGUUUUAGCAAUUUUUAAAUUUGAUUGGAUUUUAUUGUACUCAUGUAAAAACAAACUAAGUAAGAAAACAAAGUAAUAAUGCUCAGCAGACAUGUAUCAAACUUUUAAUAAACUACAUUUCCAACACCUAUAGGUACAAAUAGGUGUUGGAAGAAAUUAAGACUUAUCAACCUGUCAUAAUGUUGAAAAUGUAGUAAAUGGCAUGUUUGAACUGAUUAAAUGGUCUGACUUUAA
Molecule: messenger RNA, 5945 nt
Organism: Eleginops maclovinus (Patagonian blennie)
Lineage: Eukaryota; Metazoa; Chordata; Actinopteri; Perciformes; Eleginopidae
Gene: st3gal8
Product: ST3 beta-galactoside alpha-2,3-sialyltransferase 8
Exons: 9
Coding region: 289-1401 (370 amino acids)
Biological process (GO): sialylation
Cellular component (GO): membrane
Molecular function (GO): beta-galactoside (CMP) alpha-2,3-sialyltransferase activity
Source: RefSeq, a predicted model, not a curated record